Messenger RNA from Moneuplotes crassus, 510 nucleotides. The record is from the annotation of a GenBank genome assembly. NCBI's taxonomy places the organism in Eukaryota, Ciliophora, Spirotrichea, Euplotida, Euplotidae.
AUUGAAGACUCCUUCUCUUAAUACCCUGUGUAAAGUAGCUUUCUAAUCUUAGAAAUAGACUUUUGAUGGCAGGGGUGGGCCUGUCAUCAAAAGUAUAUCUACAAUUAUACAUAAGCUUUAUGAAUGGCUGGGCAAUGAGGUUUAUCAGAAGUUCUUUGUACCCAUCUGUGUUUUCGACCAUUCUUUCUUGGAGUCUGGUCUGGGCUUCUUUGAAGAUUUCUUCAGACCACUUGUUCCUCAUGAUCAUCCUCUUGAUCCUCUGGAUGUUUCUGGCUUAGGACUUCUUGAUCUUCAUUUCAACGCCUUCUUCUCAAGUCUAGACUCGAAUAUCUUAUCGAGCCUGUCUUUUUUGUUUCCAAUGAUUUUCUCUCACUCAAUUUUAAAUUCCUGCUAAGCUUUUCUUUUAAGUUAUUAGUCUUGUUCUUAUCCAUGAUUGUUAGUAAACUGGAUCAUGAAGAUGAGGAAAUCUCCUGAGUCUUGGAUAUCCAUGUUUUACUCAAAGAUUUAUAA